AUGGGCACGGCUACUCUACUCCUUCUCGAUAUACAAAACGGUAUCGUUGACCAAUUCGAAUCAAAAGACAGUUACCUUCAACGUUUAUCUUUGGUUCUUUCUGCUGCCCGCAAGAACUCCAUCAAUAUUGUUCACAUUGUCACUGCUUUCCGAAAUGGAUAUCCAGAAAACAACCCAAACAACACUUCUGUCCCUGCCGCUGCGGCACGUGGUCUAUACAAAGAAGGCGACUCCUCGGUACAGAUCCACUCGGCGGUAGAGGUGACGCCCGAAGAGCCGGUCAUCACCAAACGACGUGUCUCUGCAUUCUUUGGUACAGAGCUUGAUAUGAUUUUACGCUGCUCUAAUACUGAUCAUAUCAUUGUUGCCGGGCUCGCUACCAGUGGUGCUGUGCUAUCGACUAUUCGGCAGGCAAUGGAUAUGGACUACCGCAUUACUGUUCUGCGUGACUGUUGUAUGGAUCCCAACGAGGAGGUGCAUCGUGUUUUGAUGGACAGUAUAUUUGGAAGGAAAUUGAACGUCAUAUCUGGAGAACAAUGGGUGUCCGAGAUCCCUGCAGGCCCUUCCAGCCAGAACGCAUGA
This is a messenger RNA of Penicillium angulare, 582 nucleotides long. RefSeq names its product cysteine hydrolase family protein. Lineage: Eukaryota; Fungi; Ascomycota; Eurotiomycetes; Eurotiales; Aspergillaceae. The record is from RefSeq and is a predicted model, not a curated record. Bases 1 to 582 code for a protein of 193 amino acids. The transcript has a single exon.